Cooperia oncophora is the source of this 483-nucleotide messenger RNA. The record is from the annotation of a GenBank genome assembly. Lineage: Eukaryota; Metazoa; Nematoda; Chromadorea; Rhabditida; Trichostrongylidae.
AAUACUUGGGUUCAAAAAAGUAUGACAAAACUUUCCCGCCAACCUAAUAAUCAGGAAGUGAUUUCAGACGACUCGUUCAAUGAUAGCUGCAGUGGUUCGCUGAUUUCUCCACAUCAUGUGCUCACCGCAGCACACUGUGUGACCAACUACAAUCCUAUCUCGGUGGCUCAGGAAUGCAUGGGAGAACUGCCCGGUUACUCGCCAUCCAUAGUUAAGCCAAAAUACUUCAAAGUAUUCGCUGGAGUUAAUUGCAGCAUUGUGGAGACAUGUCAAACCCCGUAUGAGGUCAAGGAGGUUAUUGUUCACGAGAAAUGGAACCGAUGCAUCAAAUCAGAUAUACACUCUAUUCAAACACAACAAAACGACUUGGCUAUCGUCGAACUCACGAAAAAUAUCAGCCGCAAGGAAGCUCGUGCCAUUUGUUUAGCAAGUCGAACCCUUAAACUAGCAAGUAUGCUACGAGGUGCCGGAUCUGGAAUGGAU